Daldinia loculata is the source of this 2171-nucleotide messenger RNA. Its product is annotated as FAD-binding domain-containing protein. The transcript is spliced from 2 exons. Gene Ontology annotation, molecular function: FAD binding. NCBI's taxonomy places the organism in Eukaryota, Fungi, Ascomycota, Sordariomycetes, Xylariales, Hypoxylaceae. The record is from RefSeq and is a predicted model, not a curated record. Bases 327 to 1817 code for a protein of 496 amino acids.
UUGGAAACCUUGCGCUGGCGCCGUCAUCCUUGCCAGCGGGCCCUGACGAUGAACCAAAUCUGGGGACGGGAGCUACGUGACGUGAAAUUUUAAGCCUGGUUCUUCAUCGGAGAUAUUCUUCGGUUAUGCCUUGUAGUCGACUGAGUAAUAUGUUCCUUCGUAGCUGGGCAGUCGAAAAUGUCUUGUAUAUAUUAAGGUGGGAACCGGCCGCCAGUUAAGAGGGUUUACGGUAGACUGCUACUCUUUUAGCAUAUAUCCACGACUAGCCAGCCCCGAGGGACAUAGAAAAAUAUAGCCAUCGUCCGGAGUCUCUCCCAGAAGACGAGAUGGUCUCUACCUGGGCCCUCGCCGCCUCGGCUCUCGCCCUGUCAGGGCUAGCUCUCGCCGACACCUGCUCCACCCUGAAGGACAUUUCUAACAUUGACGUUGCUGAUCCUCUUGAGCUAUCAUAUAUCAACGAGCAGAACGAUUAUUGGUCUACUUCAUGCUCUUCCCUGAAGCCUUCUUGUAUUAUUUUCCCCAAGGAUGCCAACGAGGUAUCUGCCAUCGUGAAGGUCCUCAACAAUAACACGGAGCCGUUUGCCAUCAAGUCUGGCGGACAUAAUCCUAAUAAUGGCUGGUCGAGUGUCACAGGUGGCCCCCUUAUCUCAACCCAGAAGCUUAAGCAGGUCAUCGUGGAUCAGGAGACGGGUAUAGCUAGAGUUGGCCCUGGGCAGCGGUUAGACAGCAUCUCCGCUGAACUACAGGGAACCGGCUGGACCUUUGUCGGCGGCCGUAUUGGAAACACGGGCGUAGGCGGCCUUGUUCUCGGCGGUGGUCUAUCGUAUAUGUCGGCUCAGUAUGGCUGGAGUGCUUCCUCCGUACUGGAAUACGAGAUCGUUCUCGCCAACGGUACCAUCGCAACCGCAUCUGCUACCAAGAACGCUGACCUAUUCAAGGCUCUCAAGGGCGGUGGCAACAACUUCGGUGUCGUGACCACAUACGUUCUCCAACUGUACCGUCAAGGCGAUGUUUUCGGCGGUAACCUGGUCUUCCUUCAUAGCCCUAGUACAGACAAGAAGCUGUUGAAGGCCGUGCGGGACUUCACCGAGUACAACCAGGACAACAAGGCAGCCGUCAUCGUCACGGCAGAGCGCGGUAACAUCGACCUCAUCGACACAUGGAUCCUGUUUCUCUUCUACGAUGGCCCCGUAGUGCCCGAGGGAACCUUCAAGAACUUCACUGAUGCCGGGCCUCUCCUAGACACCACCAAGGUGCAGACCUACGCCGAUCUGAUGGGCGGCAGCAACUGGGUCAUCGUCCCGCUGUCCGUCGUGCAGAUUGGAACCGAGACGAUCCCCAUGCCGUCGGCUGAAAACAACGUGAAAGUCAUGGAAGGCCUUCACGCUCACUGGCGAAACAUGACCGACACGGUGCUCCUCGAGCCUGGCAUCGUCGCUUCUAUCGCAUACCAGCCCUUCCCGAAGGCCAUUGCACAGGCCGCAAAGGCAAGGAGCGUGGAUUUAAUCGAUGCGGAUGAUGAGGCGCACCGCCUAAUUAUCGAGAUGAACUACAGCUUCUUACCGCAGGGCGACUACGCGAAGAUGGACCAGAAGCUACAGAAUACUUACGGCGGUGUACGUGAACGCAUACUCGGCUGGCAACAAGACGGGACCCUACCCGACAUCUACCUCCCAGUAUUCAUGAACUACGGUUUCCAUCAACAGGAUUACUUUGCGCGACUACGUCCAGAGAACCGAGCAUUUGCACACUCGGUAUCGGAGAGUGUAGAUCCUAAUGGUUUUUUCCGAGCCCGAAUAGGAGGCUGGAAGCCUUAGAUAUGCUGCCCAUCUUGAUUGAUACCCAUAUGCAUUUUAGCACGAGCCUUUGUCUUAUUUUCAUUUUUCGUCUCAUGCUUUUAUGAUAUGACCGAUACCCGGAAGGCAUAGACGGUUACUGUGUACCUAAUAAACUUCUCUAGUGAUGAAACAAUAUAUAAUAUAUUAAUAGUGCAUAGUAUUUAUGAUAUAUGAUAACUAUGCUUCGGGUCUUCAUACAGUAACUGAGUAGAUACUUAGGACGACAUUUAAUAGUUGUAUGUCUGACCAAGCGUCAACCUUUCAAGACACCAUGAAGCAAACAAGUAAGGAGAGACCAAAAGACAACAGAAAAAAAAAGAAAUAAAAACCCCC